CUCCUGAGGCGGCGCGAGGAGCCUCCUCUCCGGGCCCGGAAGCUUCCCUCGAGGCCGGCGGAGGGCGGUUCCCGGUCGGCCUUCGUCCCCUGGCGGCUCCUCUCAUGGCGGGGCCCCGGGGCGGGAGGCGGCUGGCCGUGCUGCUUCUGGCCGCGCUGCUCCGGGCGAGAGGCCUCCUCUGCGCCGCCGCCGCCCCGUCGGGUAAGCGGCUCCUCCGCCCGGCCUCGCGGGGAGACCCAGGGGCAGCCACGGGGCCGCUCUCCAGUCAGGCCGGGCGGGGACGGGGAGCCCAGCUCGGCCUCUCGGCCCCUUCCCCGCCCCCGUCUCCUCCGGGGCUGCCUCCCGCUGCUCUCCCGGGGCCGCGGCGAAAGAGAUGGGAGCAGACGGCCACCUUCGCUCCGAGCGAGCGCUCCACUGUUUCUCCCGGGUGGGAAAGGGAAGCGCCAUGCCGGUCAGCCCGAGGCCCGAGAGGCCUGCUCUGGACGGGCUUCCUCGGAAGGAGCGGCUUCCCAGCCGGGGCCCUCCUGGAUCCGUGGCCUCGGAGGCCCCACCGCGCCCCAGUCUGGACGGGGAACCGAGCUCCUCUUGUGUCUGCUUAAAGAAAGGCCAAGGACCCCCGGCUGUUGGGUCCAGUCGUGGCCGACUCUGGGAUUGGGCGCUCAUCUCGCUUUAGUGGCCGAGGGAACCAGCGUUUGUCGGCUUCCGCAGACGGUUUUCCCGGGUCCUGUGGCCGGCAGGACUAAGCCGCUUCUGGCAAAACCAGAGCAGCGCACGGAAACGCCCUUUACCUUCCCACCGGAGUGGUACCUCUUUAUCUACCGUAUUUUUCGCUCUAUAAGACGCACCAGACCACAAGACGCACCUAGUUUUUGAGGAGGAAAACAAGAAAAAAAAUAUUCUGAAUCUCAGAAGCCAGAAGAGCAAGAGGGAUCGCUGCGCAGUGAAAGCAGCAAUCUCUUUUGCUGUUCUGGCUUCUGGGAUAGCUGCGCAGCCUGCAUUCGCUCCAGAAGACGCACACACAUUUCCCCUUACUUUUUAGGAGGGGAAAAGGGAGUCUUAUAGAGCAAAAAAUACGGUACUUGCACUUUUUGGCGUGCUUUCAAACUGCUCGGUUGGAGGGAGUUGGGACUGAGCAACUGGAGCUCACCCUGUCCUGUCGGGAUUCAGACCACUGAUCUUCUGACUGGCAAGCUCGAGACAUAGCUGUCAACUUUCAGAUUUGAAAAUAAGGGAUCAGCAGCCUCACCUGUCCCGGGGACAGUCUACAGGAUAUCUAACAAUCCGGGAUAGCAGUGGGAAAGAGCACUGGAAUAAGGGAAUUUCCCACAAAAAAAAGGGAAGCUGUGGCUCGAGAGGGUCAGUGGUUUAGACCACAGUGCCACCCGCGUCCCCACCCUAUGCUCUGGUUAGAUUACUGCAAUGCCUUCUACGAAGGGCUGCCUCUGAAGACAGUUGGGAAACUUUAGUUAGUGCAGAAUUCAGUGGCCAGAUGGCUCCCCGGAACAAGACGGUUUGAGCACAUUACACCAAUCCUGGUCCGACUGCACUGGGCCAGGUUGCUCCCUGGAUCGGUUUGAGCAUCUUACACCGGUCCUGGUGCGACUGCACUGGCUACCAGUUAGUUUCUGUGCGAAGUGCAGUCCGCAAUACCUCAAGGAUCGCCUCUUUCCGUAUGAACCCGCCCAGACCCUGAGAGCAUCUUCUAAGGCCCUUCUUUGUGUGCCUCCUCCACGAGAGGUCUAGAGAGUGGCAACACGAGAACAGGCCUUCUCUUCUCUGGAUUGAGCUUCAGCUUGUUGGCUCUCAUCCAGUCCAUUACAGAGGCAAGGCACUGGUCCAGCGCUUCCACUGCCUCGCCUGCAGAUGUCAAGGAGAAAGAGAGCGGAGUCUCAUCCGUUUACUUCCUCUCUGCAGGAGAGCUACGGUCACCUCUUUUAAUCUGCCGUGUUGACAAUAACAGCAUCCAGGUGUUCUGCAUGCCAGGCUUCCAGCAUCCACCUGUGACCUACCACUGGGAAUUAAAAAAUACAUUUCUUUCUGACCAGCCUGUGGUCAGCAUUAAGGGAAGCCUAAACCCUUCUGAGCAAAUCACAUGUACCAUAACCACCGCCAAUUCAAAUGCCAGCACAUCCAUCAGUGUGCAAAAGUGUUACCUGUCAGGUAAGUGUUUAUCCCGUUGGCCUUUAUCAUUGUUUGCUUGUUUCCCACCAUUUUCCUUCAGGGUGCAUAAGGUGGCACACCAGGCUGUGUCAAGCUGCUAUAAGAGGCCCAGGCUAGAUAUACAAUGUGGGGCCCAUUUCAUUCACCUUUACCAAAGCGCCCCCCUUUGCCACUGCCAUGGGGACUUGGAGUUGGCCACCCUCAAAAUCGUAGGCCCAUGCCAAUUGGCCCCCCUGGCUGCCUCCAGGCUCUGGCCCACGAUUCUUGCCCUCCACAUUUAAUUCCCACAACAAACCUGUGAGGUAGAUUGGGCUGAGAGGCCAUGACUGGUCCAAGGUCAGGGCUGGAUGGGGAUUUGAAUCUGGGUCUCCCAGGUCCUAGUCUAACAUUGCUGCACGACACUGGCUCUUUAUGGAACUUUUAAACUUCCCUUCAUUACUUAGUGAAUACAGGUUGCUAUUCAGCAAGAUAUAUAAAGAUACAUUAUAUAUAUAUAUAUAUAUAUAUAUAUAUAUAUAUAUAUACACACACACACACACACACACACCACCACCACCACCACCACCACCACCACCACAGGGAAGCACCAUCAGUUACCUGCUUCAGACAUCUCUUCCCCUAGGCUUUCCCUGCUCAUUAAGAUGGACCCUGUCUUUUUGUAUUUUACAAUACUUUAUUGCAUGUUUACUGCAGUUUUCAAUAGUUUAUUGUAUAUUUGUAAUGACUUUUUCACAUACUGCUUCAGGUUGUGUGUGUGUGUGUAUAGGAAUGGCCUUAAAUAACAAUAUAAAAUCAAACACUAAAAAAUAUCCAACAAUAGUCUGCGCUGGUGGGUCAGAACCCCCAGACUGCAGCCUAACCCAAGAUGGGUUACACCAGUAGGGCAACAUUUUUUUUUAUUUUUAAGUAAGAAAGUUGAGGGGAAAGUCCAUAAAUGUCAUGGUUUCUCCCUCAAAUUCCUGGGAAUUAUAGUUUGGUAUCUGCAUUAAUAAUUCUGUUAGAGACUGCUACCCAUCCCUCAACCAUCAACCUUCCCAGGGGUCAUUGGGAAGAAGAUAUAUCCCAAGAGAGAGGGAAAAGGAGCAAAACAGAGUGUGCAUGAGACAGAUUGAGAAAGAAGUACAAAUGCAGUAAAAAAAAAUUAAAACUAGGUUGCCUUUUGCAUGUAGGGAUUAAAGGUGGGUUCUUGGCCUUCAACCUUUAUACCAAUGUUCGGCAAGAAAGUUCCACUGAACGUUUUUGCAUUGAAGGUGUUGAGUGUUUGGGCUUUGUUCUCCUCUGCAUCCAAAAACAUUGACCUGAUCCAUGAAAUCAAUCCAAAAGUAUUGAUUUGAGAUGUCUCUUUUUUAACCUGUCGUUUUCAAAUUUUCUUUCUAAGGAAUUACUGCUAACGGAAGAAAUAGACGCAUCACCCGAGUGCUGUUCAUAAUAUGUGUCAUCGUGAUGGUAGUAGUAAGCUGGUUCCUCCUGUAUAGAAAAUGUACGUCUAUUCUUUAUGGACUAACUUCUACAUGCUAUAUAACACUCCUUUUAAAAAGGUCUGUUUGAAGCCCAUGGAACGAAACACCUACAAAAUAUAUAUGGGGCAAUAUAUUUAUUAGCAUGGCCAGUGUUAAGCAUCCUGUCAGAGAGCUUUUGAUUUGCGCGUAAUUUCCCUUCUUUUGUGUAUAUAGGAACGUAAGAGGAGCCCUGCAGGAUCAGGCCAAUGGCCCAUCUAGUCCAGCAUCCUGUUCUCACAGUGGCCAACUAGACACCCCGUCUUACAUGGGGGUUACGUUCCAGGGAUAGUGCAUAAAGCCCAAAUCACAUAUAGUCAAAACAACCCCUUGGAAUGGCCCUGCGGGAGCAAUCUGACCUUCUGGAGCCAGCGCACUGAACUGGCCUUACCCACCACCUCAAGCAAGACCCAGAGCUUAAAAGCUCUUUUUCCGUUGGGAAGACCCUGCACACAAAAAAGCACUUUUAAGCUGUCCGGCUUCCAUGCAUUUAAUUUGUGUGAGUUCAGCCUGCUGGCCAUCAACAGCAGAAAGUUGAAAUUGCAAAGGUUAAACACACGCAAGUUGCGAGUUGAAUGUACUCUUUAUAGUCCUUUUUAUCAGCAGCCAUUUUAUCCCCUGCUUCGUUUUUAUUUUCUUUUGCCUUGAUUUUAAAAGGUGACAGAUUAUGCUUCCCUUGGCGAGGCAAAAUAGUUUGUAGUUGCCUGUUAAUAUACCGUGGUACCUUGGUUCUCAAAUUUAAUCUGUUCCGGAAGUCCGUUCCAAAACCAAAGGGACGCGGGUGGCGCUGUGGGUUAAACCACAGAGCCUAGGACCUGCCGAUCAGAAGGUCGCAAUUGGAAUCCCUGCGACGAGGUGAGCUCCCAUUGCUCAGUCCUGCCAACCUAGCAGUUCGAAAGCACACCAAAGUGCAAGUAGAUAAAUAGGUACUGCUCCAGCGGGAAGGUAAAGGGCGUUUCCGUGCACUGCUCUGGUUCGCCAGAAGCGGCUUAGUCAUGCUGGCCACAUCUCCGUGGGUUGUGAAUCCAUUCUGUGCUCCGUCUCCCUCGGCCAGUAAAGCAAGAUGAGCGCAGCAACCCCAGAGUCGGCCACGACUGGACCUAAUGGUCAGGGGUCCCUUUACCUUUACCUUGGUUCUCAAACUUAAUCUGUUCCAGAAGUCUGUUCCAAAACCAACGCAUUCCAAAACCAAGGCGCGCUUUCCCAUAGAAAGUAAUGCAAAAUGGAUUAAUCCGUUAUAGUCUUUUAAAAACAACCUCUCAAACAGCAAUUUAACAUGAAUUUUACUAUCUAACGAGACCAUUGAUCCAUAAAACGAAAGCAAUAAACAAUGUACUGCAGUCACACAAUCAGUCAUUCAGUAGCUGAACUGGGUUCCACACAGUCACAAAAACAAAAGAGCCACAAAAACAAAAAUGCAAAAUAAAUAGCAAAACCAGACAGACUUCAGUGUAACACUCAAAACGGAAGUGUGGCACUCAAAUCGGAAGUGUAAUACUCAAAAUGGAGCAUGCUCGACUAACGGAAAAAGUUCGCAAACCGGAACACUUACUUCCGGGUUUGCAGUGUUUGGGUUCCAAGGCGUUUGAGUCCCAAGGCGUUUGAGAACUUUGAGAACCAAGGUACCACUGUAUCCAUUUAGUCAUUGCCUUCCACAGCAUGAAGACUCAGAAUGGGUGACAAUUAAAAGAGAAUAUAAUAUUCUAUCUAUCUAUCUAUCUAUCUAUCUAUCUAUCUAUCUAUCUAUCUCAGAACAAAAAUAAACCAGAUGGGGCCCUGCAAUCUAAUGUUGCAGCAUGCAGCGCUUCGGAGCUUGGCCGCUUUGAGCUUGGUUUUUGUUUGUAAAACUUGGGUUGUGAAUCCAUGAUCCUGCAGAUGUUGAUGUCAACCCCCAUCAGCCCCAGUCAACAUGGAGAGUAGUCAGGGGCUGGAUCUAUACUCGCCUUUUAAACAUCAUUAAACAUCAGUCCCAUUUGGUUUCACUUCGUUUCCUUUCCACAACUUCUAUCCGGUUUAUAAUAACUAGUUGCUCUGCAGUGCCCUCUUGUGUCACAUUUUAAUAACGCAUGAUUAAUGUUCUAAGCUAAAUUUAAUAUGACCCUUACAUUUUGAAACAUUUUCUUAACCCUUUCCUAACAUUAUAAACCAUGAAUGUAGAUCCGCCCAGGGAAUAAAGGGAGUUGAAAUCCAACAUUAUCUGGAGUGCCACAGUUUCUUCACCUCUGUUUUAAAGCAGGAGACUGAAAUGUUCACAGAAGGUUAAAAAUAAAAGAAUGCUUGAAACUAGGCUUUAUUUCACCCAUGUCAAAGUCCCAGUUUGGCAUAGACACACCCCACACAUUUGUGUACAGACAGACACAUCUCAACACAUUUGUUUGCAAAGGGCAUAAAAAGCUGGUUUGAACAGGGACGUAGUCGUUCAUAUGAACAGGGCAAAACAGCCUUAAAUCAAAACGUGUCCAAAGCUGUUUCACUUUUUGCAACUGAGACAUACAGCACAAUAACUGCAGAUAAAAUGUGGCCCAGGGGGCCAAAACGACACAGACCACCACCUUGCCAGCUGCACCGACCGGAGAGCCCAAAACCCCAUUAGCGUUUUUAUUUGAAAAGGUCUUAUGCCAUGAGCUUGUUGAGGAAAGGCGGACUAUAGAUCUGUAGUCUAUAGGACUAUACAGUCAAUCUUGGUUGUUGAACGUAAUCUGUUCCGGAAGACCAUUUGACUUCCGAAAUGUUUGACAACCGAAAACUGAAAGCGGAAACCUCAUUACAAUAGGGAAACUCAAAACGGAAGCUGCAUAGGAUGUUCGGUUUCCAAAAAUUGUUCGAAAACCUGAGCAGUUGCUUCUGGCUUUUUGGCGUUUGGGAGCCAAAACAUUCCAAAGCGGAGGCGUUUGGGAACUGAGGUUUGAGUGUAUGCACUUAUAUAAAUGCCCUACCGCCUUUUAAAAUAAUUAUUACAGCAAAGCCUAAAAGAGGAUUCAGUCUUCAACACUACUUUAAUUACAAAUGAUUUUAAUAUGUGUUUUAGUAACCUGUCUUUCUUCCAACAUCCUUACUGUCAUCUUACCCCCCUCUUUAUGAGCCUUUUGUUCUUGCUGUGGGGUAUUUUUCAUGCUCCAAACAGACCUCUCCUGAGAACGUUGGCAAGCUGGAAGAUCUGUGGAACCACAGGGAGGAUUCAGCUGCUCUGGUUGGGGUUCUGCUUUAAAAAUUGCACUUUGAGCCACUUCUUCAUGUGUUAGUGGCCCAGAAAAAAGGCAGUUGCACAUGCCUAAAUGUGCAAUUGUACACCUCUCUUUCUGGAACCACCCCCCUCCCAAAUGUCCCCCCCCAGCAGGAAAUAUAUGUCAGGCAGUGGUGGUGGUGGGUGAUUUUGACUGGGGGAAAUGCCCCGAAAGGGAAAGGAUCCUCUGCUGCUGCUCCAAUCAGAUUUGCAGUCUCUUGAGAUUGCUUUUCAUUAAUCUGUUCUGUAACACCAGCCUGGCCUUAAGCAUAGUUUCAUAAAAAUGUAUUCUUGUUGCUCUCUGUUUCAGCAGCUCUUGCAGCGGAAAGAUGAAAACAACCCUCAUUGGAGCAAAGGGGGAGAACCAGUGUGUAGAAGGAGGAAUUUGACAGCACAGCUGAUUUCUUUGGCUCCUCUGCUUUUGACUCACAUCUGGAAUAAUUAUUUCAUGAAUCCAUUGUAUGGAUUUUGUUUAUUAUAUAUUCUCGAUCCAGCGGGAUCCACUUUCACCUCUUCCAAGGUGUUAAUUCUUUUGCGCUGAAAUUUCAAAGAUGAGAAGACAUUCUGUCAAGUGGCUGUUCAUAUUUGAUGCCGUGAGCUGGGUUUUUAUUUCAUUUUAUUGCCAAUAUUUACUUUUAACAAAGUUGCAGGAAAUUGGUAAGCAGGAAUGGAGCAAGUUAGAGCUAUUGAGAUUCUUACAAUUACAAUUGGCUGUUGUUUAAGGAGAAUUAGACGUGCGCUGGUGCAUGCUCCUGAUUUUCCUUAAUUUCCAUAAAUACGUACAAAAUAUGCACAAUUGCCUUCUUAAUGGCGUAUAUUUUAUCCUCUCCUGCAUGACUUGGUUGCAUCCCUCUCCAGUGUCUUAGGUGAUAAGAUUUCUUCAAGAUUUGUCAAAGCACAUUGGAAUAGAACUGUUUGCACCCAAAAGCACUGAGAGAGUCUUGCAGCACCUUAAAGGGCAUUUAUUGUGGCAUAGCCUUUGGUGGACUGUAGACCACUUUGUCAGAUGUGCAUAAUGUUAUUUAGAGAUAGAGAUAUAUAUGUUAGGGGUAAUGUGCACAUUUCCCAGCCGAUACCCAUACUAUCCAGCAGGUCUUGGGGAAUAGCUCAGGUGACCUUCAUACAUUCUGCUUGCUUGGUUUUUUUUUUAAUCUCUUAAUUCAGAAGUGCAGGCUGCCGUCCCUCAGGCUGCUUUUGACUGCCUAAUUCUGCAUCGAUCACAGCCACUGAGCACUGGAAGAAAGGCUGGAGCAUAUUUUUAUUUAUUUACAUUUUUAAAUUUAUAUGCUUUAUUUAAUGACUUACAGGCAUUACCGUGUGCCAUGCAAACUCUAAAAUAUAAUACAAGUAUUAGUAAAAAUAUCAUUGUAUUAUUAGAUAUUCCUACAAUAUCUUUAACACCAGACCUUUCACAUCACAGUUGCAUUUCAUCGGUUGUAUGUCAUCAUCUUUUGAAAAACUUAUGUUAAAUAUCAGUCUGUUUUUCUUAAAUAUCGGAAUUCUCUCUGAGAUCUCAAUUCCAAAUAAGACCUUUUGCUUAUGAAAAUGUAUAAAUUUGUUUCCUUUAUAGCAGCAAGCAGUCUUCUGGCAUUUACGCUGUUAUACCUAAGUUUUUAAAAAUUAUUAUUAAAAAACCAUAUAUAAGAUUGUUGGAUUCUAUUGAUUCAUUUCCUCCCUAAUCUUUUUAUAUGGGUGUAUCAUCCCAAGAUAAUGUUACAACUUUCAGCUGUUCUCUUUCUUAAUUCUUGCUCUCUUAGAAGCUAACUCUGUUCAAAGAUUUGCUGUAAUUAAUAUAUACAAUAUUUGCAUUUGAUAUAUUCUGAUUUUCAAAUAGCAUUUCCUCAACAAUCGUUAUUGCCGUUUGCCAGUACGCUUUAGCCUUCCUACACUUCUAUCUCAUGUGAAAAAAAAUCUACUUUAGGGGACAAUUUUCACCAGGAUCGUGGAAGGUUUAAAAGUCUUUUGCCUACGAUCACCUCCCUGCUGCUCAGCUGAGUGGGGAAAAGGAGUACAGACUGGGGGGGGGGGGAGGGGGAGGGAUAUUCUUUUGCCACAUGAGAUUAGGCAGUGAGCCAGAAGUGGCCAGGAGGUCAUAGACCUCCCAGUUCUGAACUAGAAAUUGAAAAGAAGGGCACGUUUUCAAUGCAUACCAACCAGAGAAUGUGCUGAAUGCCCUGCGCAAGAGCUGAGAUAGGCACAUUUCCCAAAGCCUGUUGGUGAUUAUGCAUAUUGGCUGAAGAGUGUCCAGAAUGCCGAGAUACGUACUCAACAACCCUCCCAAACUUCCUGGGGAUUAUUAUCCAUGGAUGCUUUAGUCGAGGUUCCUGCAUUGCAGGGGGUUGGACUAGAUGACCCUCAGGGUCCCUUCCAACUUUGCGUUCAUGAUUCUAUCUAUGUAUCCAGGAAAUGUGCAGAAUUUCUUACGUAAGCCUCCUGGUCAAAGAGAUAAAAUGUUUAUGUUUCUUAGAUAUACCAGUUCUUAACGUUUUUAACUAAAGCUGGAGUGCUGGUGUGGCUUAGAUUUAUUCAAAACAUCUCUUUCUCUGGGUGGCUUGGAGUAAGGCCUUUCUCUCUGAGCCCCAUUCCAGCUCCACUGCAGGCACCUGACUCCUGAGAUGUGUUUUAAGUUUUGAAAAGCUGAUUUAAUUUGUAUUUAUACUUCUUGUCACCUGCUCAGGAGAUGAAGGGCAAGAUAUAAGUCUGAAAAAUAAAAUGCCUUAUAUUUUUAAGGUAUGUAACAACACAAUGUAUGUAAAUGCUUUGAACACUCAAAAGGUGCAACUAAAAUCUACAGUGGUACCUCUAGAUGCGAACGGGAUCUGUUCCGGAGCCCUGUUCGCAUCUAGAAGCAAAUGUAACUAGCGAUGGCACGUCUGCGCAUGCGCGCGCCGCUUUUCACCGCUUCUGCGCAUGCGCGUGACGUCAUUUUGAUCGUAUGCACAUGCGCAAGCGGCGAAACCCGGAAGUAACGCGCUCCAUUAUUUCCGGGUUGCCGCGGAGCGCAACUCCAACACACUCAUCCCGAAGCACAUUCAACCCGAGGUAUGACUGUACAGUAAUACCUUGGUUCUCGAACUUAAUCCAUUCCGGGAGUCUGUUUGACUCCUGAAACCUUGGUUCGAAAACCAAGGCGCAGCUUCCAAAUGGCUGCAGGAGCUUCUUGCACUCCAGCAGAAGCCGCGUCAGACAUUUAGCUUCCAAAAAACGUUUGCAAACUAGAACACUUACUUCUAGGUUUGUGGCGUUGGGGAGCCAAUUUGUUUGGCAUCUGAGCCGUUCGAGAACCAAGGUAUUACUGUACUAAGUUUGCGGGGGGGUGGGUUGUUUGUUUUCAUCUUCUUAAAUUUUAAUCAAAGCUGUUUUGUACCAAACGCUAAAAUAAACUCCUACAGUCAUUUUC
This is a messenger RNA of Podarcis lilfordi (Lilford's wall lizard), 10279 nucleotides long. The record is from the annotation of a GenBank genome assembly. Lineage: Eukaryota; Metazoa; Chordata; Lepidosauria; Squamata; Lacertidae.